Molecule: messenger RNA, 6369 nt
Organism: Dreissena polymorpha
Lineage: Eukaryota; Metazoa; Mollusca; Bivalvia; Myida; Dreissenidae
Exons: 7
Coding region: 412-5664 (1750 amino acids)
Source: RefSeq, a predicted model, not a curated record
AUGGUGGGCGUAAUUUAAGGAAUAUAGCUUUCUACUGAAUAUUUAUUAAAGGUGAUCAAGAUGGCUACGUUUUCUCAGCAACUUUGGCUUAAGGCUCUGAUUCAUUUAUAGACUGUUGUUCGUCUUGUCUAGAGCACACAAUUGACCAUAGAGUUUUACUGCGAUAACUGUGCAAAAUGUUUAGCCUGCACAUGUCACAUAUGGAAGGAGGGACACCAGUAUAUGGCCAGUGCCAAAGGAAGUGGAUGAUUUUCUUCAGGAAUGUGACCUUCAUGAAGACAAACGUCUAGACUUUUUUGUUAUGACCACUGUCUGCUGUGCUGCAAUAAUUGUGCUUUCCUCAUUCACAGGUGACACUGAACAUGGCUGAAAAGUUGACUCUAUAAAGACAAGUUUUUUGAUGUUAGCAUCAUGGCAAGUUUAGCUGAUGGGUUUAAGGAGAAGGAACGGUUGAACUGGCUUAAGGCGUGGCUAGCAAUAGACAUUGCGAAGUCUGGCUUGGAGCACUUAGCUGACAACGAGGCUCAGACUUUUCACCAGCACAUUUACAGCCAAGUAACAUCUACUCUUAAGUCACAAUCAGCUACUUGCACCAGCUGUAACACAACAAAUUUACUGCGAAACCAAAAAUGUCCAAACCAGAUUUGUGAUAAAGUUUGCAAGGAAAUUAUCAAGGAACAUCGGUACAACAAAUGUUCUUGGAACAAUACAUCUGCACCAUUAUGGCAAACGCACUAUUGGGAAAUAGCGAAAUGUUUCAUCCAAACAGAUGGAUAUGCUGACAAGAUAUCGAUUCAAGAUACCGACUUCAACGGAGUCGUCAGUUUUAUGCUAAACUGCACACGCUUUGAUAGCAAGUUUUCUUUUCCAAUAACAAAGGGAAAGCCAACCCACAACAAUCCUGCAUGCCUCCUGUAUAAGGCUCGCGAAGUCCAUAAAGCAGUGCGGCACUCUUCAAUAAUGAAAGUCACUGAUGUCGAUCUCCAAGACUAUUUCACAUCAUUGAACAACCUGCUGAAUGAUUCAAGCUAUCUCAGUCAAGAUAACUUUGCCAAAAAUGCUGUGGUAAAAUUAGCCCAGUUGGAAAAAGACACAUUACUAUUGACUACAACAGAGAUGAUGUGUUUCCUGGAUGCUGUUGGAACAACUUUGAAACAACACUUGAAAGAUAUUGCAAAAGACGUUGUUGACGCAUCAGUGGAUGACCUUAGAGUAAACACAGCAUUCUGCAUUGAUAACAUUAGAGAUUUUACGAGAAAUUGUAAGCAAGAGCUCGCAAAACAGGCAGAUAUACAUAAACAGGAUAUCGAUGAACACGUCGACAGUAAAAAACAAGGCAUAGAUGAUCACACCGAAAGACACAAACAGGGCAUGGAUGAAAACGCUGAUAGACACAAACAGGGCAUGGAUAAACACGCCGAUAGACACAAACAGGGCAUGGAUGAACACGCUGGUAGACACAAACAGAGCAUGGAUGAAAACGCUGAUAAGCACAAACAGGGCAUGGAUGAACACGCUGAUAGACACAAACAGGGCAUGCAUGAAAACGCUGAUAGACACAAACAGGGCAUGGAUGAACACGCUGAUAUACACAAACAGGGCAUGGAUGAACACGCUGGUAGACACAAACAGGGCAUGGAUGAACACGCUGGCAGACACAAACAGGGCAUGGAUGAACACGCUGGUAGACACAAACAGAGCAUGGAUGAAAACGCUGAUAGACACAAACAGGGCAUGGAUGAACACGCUGUCAGACACAAACAGGGCAUGGAUGAAAACGCUGAUAGACACAAACAAGGCAUGGAUGAACACGCUGAUAGACACAAACAGGGCAUGGAUGAACACGCUGGUAGACACAAACAGAGCAUGGAUGAACACGCUGAUAGACACAAACAGGGCAUAGAUGAACACGUCAGUAGACACAAACAGUGCUUAGAUGAACAAGCAGAAAAAUGCAUUAAGGACAUCCAAGAACAGUUUGGAAAUACUACUUUCACUGAAACAACGUAUAAACAGUCCUGUAAAGACAUGCUUGGAGAUUUGACGAAGUAUUACAGGAAACGUUUCUCUCAUAUAAAUAUCUUCCCAUUGGAUGACUGGGCUGAGGAAAAGUUACUUGAUAUUUAUAUGCCGCCGAAUAUACAACUUAUGGCUAAGGAAAGAGGGUAUUUCAAGAAAACUGGUGAACAUAUUUUGAAAUACGAACAUAUUUUCUUAUCGGAUACCGAACCGAACCAACAGAUAUUUAUUCAAGGGGAAGCAGGUUAUGGGAAAUCAACUUUUCUUGCAAAAUUGGUAAUGGACUGGUGUACUAUAACAUCAGAACAAUCAGCCGAGACUACGCUGCCACUUGACGACAAUACCACUAGAUUCAGCUCUUAUACACAGAUGAGAUACACUAAUGUCUUUGACGAUUUAACGUCUCUGAAAGACUUUAAAUUUGUCUUCCAUGUAACAUUAAGGGAAUCAGUUAGUCAGUUUGAAAUCGAAAAAAUGAUACAAACACAGAUAGUUGACAGUAUAUACUCAUCUGAAAAAGAUCGCGGAAAGGCAUACAUACUACUAAAUGAGAUCAUGAAACGUGAACGUUGCUUGGUGUUACUGGAUGGUCUAGAUGAAUGGAUCGGCACUGGAGAUCAUCACAACCUGCCAACACUGGCCGACGUACACAGUCUUUGCGUUUUGUUGAUUACUACUCGACCUUGGAAGAUGACAGAAGCGAAAAUACUUGACUCGCAGAUUUGCAAACUGCUGCAACUUGAUGGAGUCAACAAAGUGUUUGAGGUGAGCAGAAAAAUCCUGGGGUGUAUGAAAGAGUUUAAAGGUAGCCAAGAUUUAGACAAAAAACAAUCUGAAUUUGAAUCGUAUGUACGGAAAUUUGGCUUGUUAAAGCAUUUGUACUCCCCAAUGAUGUUGUGUUUGAUUGUACACUCGUGGACCAAAGGAACUGAAUUGAACGGCUCUCUUUGUGAAAAAUACAGCCUCUUGCUGGAAUGUCUUUUUAAGAAGGUGAAUAUUGAAACGAGUGAAUUUCAAGAGCCGCCUUAUCGAUGUUUCACAGAGACCCAAAACAUACAACCCAAUAUUGAACACUUGAAUAGACUUGCUGAAGCGGCAUUUUAUUUGUUGUUUUCAGAUACACAGGAAAAAGCUCUGGUAUUCACCAUUACGGAACUAAAGAAAUUCAAUUUAGGCCAACUAGAUCAAGAUAACUUUGCACUGAAGUCCGGUAUUUUAUCUGCUACACGCAAGUCAUAUGCAUUAAGAUCGUCUUCUUCAUUUUCAUUUAUUCAUAAGAGCAUUCAGGAAUUCUUGGCUGCUUAUCAUAUUGCAUGCAAUACCAAUCUGAUUGAUGACGUCAUUUCCGGAUACCUCAACCGCCACAAGGAUGGAUAUCUGGGCAUAUCACAGGUGUUCAUCUUCCUCUGCGGACUGAACAUUUCGGCUGCAAAUAAGCUUUCUGGUAUGAUGGAUGAACACGAUGUUGGUUGUUUGCAACCAAUUAGGCUGGGAAUUUAUUCUAGUCUUCAAAACACCAUACUAGCAGGAUUCAGAGAAGCUGUUGCCAAUCAGCAAAAGGAUAUUGUACUCAAACUCAGUGUGUACUAUUUUAACGUUGAUAACGACAUGCAAGACCUGCACAACAUAUGGACAAAUAACAAGUCAAGUGUCCUGUCCAUGGUGGUAUAUUGUGACAGAGAGAGUUCAGCAACAAGAGGCGAGUCUGCGUCUCAAAUUGAGUUUGAUCUGUCCUCGUGCAUGAAGCUGAAAUCAUUGGUCCUUAAUGGAAAAGGCAUAUUGCUAAUUGAUUGUGCAAGUACGUCAACAGCAGAACAUCCGGUCGGGAUUGUUCUAAAAAGUGCAGAUCCAUUCCAGUGUGCAGAUCCUCCUCCAGUACUGCCCUCUAUAGAAGACAUUAAAAUGAGCAAUGUCACAUGUUCAUCCACCUUUCUACGCAGUCUGUUCAGCACGCUGCUGACUCUCGAUCACGUGGUGACGUGUGACCUGCCGAUGAUCUAUAUCGAAUGUGAAGAGGCAGCAGAAAGAGAAAUACGUGCAUUCAUAUAUAAAGAAUUAAACAAAUCCAUCACCAUACAAACCAAUAAUGUCAAUCCCCAUCUGUUUAAUGCUCUGCAUGGUCUAAAUAUCAAGGAUCUGAGUCUGAGUGUUUUGUGGGGAGGUUUUAACUUGCAACAUGUAGAAUUGCAGUCGCAGUCACUAUCAUCGCUAACACAGCUGGAAAAGCUUAGUAUUGAAGUUGGGUGUGACAAUCCCGGACUUUGGAAGGCUCUGUAUGGUCUGAAUAUCAAGAGUCUGAGUCUGAGUGGUUUCUGGGAAGGUUUGUGCGUGAAAAAUGUAGAGUCGAUGUCGCAGUCACUGUCAUCGCUAACACAGCUGGAGACGCUUAGUAUAGAAGUGAAGUAUGACAGUCCUUGGUUGUGGAAGGCUCUGCAUGGUCUGAAUAUCAAGAGUCUGAGUCUGCGUGGUUUCUGUGAAGGUUUGUGCAUGAAAAAUGUAGAAUUGCAGUCGAAGUCACUGUCAUCGCUCACACAACUGGAAACGCUUAGUAUUAAAGUGGAGUAUGACAGCCCCGGACUUUGGAAGGUUCUGUAUGGUCUGAAUAUCAAGAGUCUGAGUCUGCGUGGUUUCUGGGAAGGUUUGUGCGUGAAAAAUGUAGAGUCGCUGUCGCAGUCACUGUCAUCGCUAACACAGCUGGAGACGCUUAGUAUAGAAGUGAAGUAUGACAGUCCUUGUUUGUGGAUGGCUCUGCAUGGUCUGAAUAUCAAGAGUCUGAGUCUGCGUGGUUUCUGUGAAGGUUUGUGCAUGAAACAUGUAGAAUUGCAGUUGAAGUCACUGUCAUCGCUCACACAACUGGAAACGCUUAGUAUUAAAGUGGAGUAUGACAGCCCCGGACUUUGGAAGGCUCUGCAUGGUCUGAAUAUCAAGAGUCUGAGUCUGCGUGCUGAGUGGGGAGGUGUGAACGUGGAAAAUGUAGAAUUGCUGUCGCAGUCACUGUCAUCGCUAACACAGCUGGAAACGCUUAGUAUUGAAGUGCAGUAUGACAGUCCCGGACUGUUGAAGGCUGUGCAUGGUCUGAAUAUCAAGAGUCUGAGUCUGCGUGCUGAGUGGGGAGGUGUGAACGUAGAAAAUGUAGAAUUGCAGUCGCAGUCACUGCCAUCGCUAACACAGCUGGAAACGCUUAGUAUUAAAGUGGGGCUUGCCACUCCCGGUUUGUGGAAGGCUCUGCAUGGUUUGAAUAUUAAGAGUCUGAGUAUUUAUGAGAAAGGUUUGAACGCGGAUCAUGAUGAGCUGUUGUCGCAGGCUUUAGAAUCACUCACACAACUGGAAACGCUUACACUACAUGUGAAGACAUAUAAACAGCUAAAGCUGCCUCAAUCACUGAAGGAUUUAAAUAUAUAUUGUAAUGCCUUGCUUCCAUCCGAAGUUCUUGAACUGGUGGACACACUGCCUACACGUACUCAGAGAAUUGAAAGUAAUCUGAAAUUGUGUUGCUCUUUAGAGUUCUUAACUAUCGAAAACAUCCCACUUGAGGAAUACACUGCCAUCCAACAGGAACUGGAGACGCGGAAGAAUGUUACUGUGGAGAGAUUCAAAAUAUUACAUGGGAGACUUGAAACCAUUGUUUUUAUACAUUGCCAAUAACUCAACGUUUUGUCUUAUUUAACAAUGACUGAAAUCGUGCAUAGCAGCUUUAUAUAUCACUCAUGUUUAUCAACUAUGUAUUUAUGAAUUGUAUAUAAUGUAUAGUUGAAUCUUCAUCAGGUUCAUUUGUUUUCGUUUUUUUUCAAAAUAAUGCUUUACAUUGAUAAAUCUGUUUAAUAAAACACAGUUUUACUAUUGAAGCAAAACCACUUUUGAUUUAGAUUUUGCCUCUUUUUUAAUAAAUAUUACGGGCGUAUUGAGCGUAUUGACAAGGUUUUGGGCACCAAGCUGCACGGAUCUGAAAUUAUAGUAAUUAUUUUGAAGAAGCGGUAUUGUUUAAUAAUACCUUUUAUCUUUUGACCGGUGUAUGUUCUCUAUGUGGAAAAUUACAAUUUUGAUAAAAACAAAAACACGACAGUCACGGUUUUGGAAACGUAAAUCUAAAAGGAAGCAGGUUUUCGCAAUGUGAGAUAAUAAAAAAAAAAUAAUUGAUGUGUGUGCCCUCACAUAAUCAAAACAGAUGCCCGAAAACGACUGCAGUGUUUUGACAGACAAAAUGAACACCAUAAAUAAAGACUUUAAAACUACAGUACAAACAAAAUGAAUGGUGUAAUUUAUUUAAAAAGUACAAAGAAAUGCUAUAAUUACGUAUACCUUUACCAUAUUUACACAUGUAUAUAUUAGCUCUAACGAAAUUCACGCCGU